AUGGAGAAAAUAAUCAAGAAGUCGUUGAUGCCAUUCCUCGAGCAGCAUCGCCUCCUCUCCGAUGCCCAACACGGUUUUCGAAGUGGUAGGUCCUGUCUCAUUAUUCCGCUCUUUUAACUUGAACAUUGGACCAAGAGACGCGACAAAAGCUAUACGGUGCAUAUCAUCUGCACUGAUUUCGAAAGGCUCUGGACAGCGUUACUCAAAAAUAUCUUUUGCACAAAGUGCACAACGUAGGAAUCAGUGGUAGCCUUCUUAUAUGGGUUCAGAGCUUUUUGAUUGGACGAUCCCAAAGGCUGCAGGUCGUGCGCUAACAAACCUCAGAGGUAACCGUGGUAAGUGGCGUUCCAUAGAGUCCAGUCCAUGGCCCCAACUUUUACUUGUUUUCAUCAAUGGCUGCGUCAGGGACCUAGGCUGCGGUGGCAUCCUGUUCGCUGACCGUAUACAACUGUUAAAAGUUGCUCAAAAUGCAGGAGCCGGAGACGACCUGCAAACAAACUUGAACAGACUCGAGGACUGGUCGUAGCGCUGGCUUAUGCCCGUGAAUAUAUGUAAGUACAGCAUUUUUCAACACGGCAGCUGCAGAGCCCGUAUUCCAAAACUUACCUUCUUCGCGGUACACCAACGAGACCAGUUGACAGUCUGAUGGACUUCGGUGUGGAGGUUGCAUUUUCACUCAAACCAGCAUUGAGCGGCGUGAGGGUGGUCAAGUCAUCUAUGUCUACAUCGUAACUCAUGGGCGAUCCUUUACGGGAUUUGACAUAGACACCCAUGGUGCUGCCGCAUCUAGUAUACGUCAUGCAGGCAUGGAGAUCUUGGAUUCCCAAGGACUGCACCGUCUUAGUGAUGGUUCAGAGGCGGGCUAUAAAAUGGGCAGAGGUCUCGGAACACCGCUCUAUAAAAAAGACUGUCAAAUCUCAAACUGUUCCCCUUUCAUACAUGCAACCACGCGGUGAUCUCAUAAUAAUCUUCUGCAUUAUGGAUGGCCUGGACUGUUGCUUUGUCCCCAGUAAUUUUUUCUGUUCAGGCUAACGCGUCCACUUUGUGAGAUCAUCCCCUAAAACUGCGAUCGGACAAAGCAGGGAUCAAUGGGAAAAAAAUUUUCUUCAGUAACAGAGUAGCUGCAGCGUGGAAAACCCCGCCCGCUAGUGUUGUACGCUCCCCCAAUGCUGGUUCACUUAUGUGUAAACUCGACGCGUUUCAAACUUUUCAACUGCCAGCCACACGCACUUACAUAACCAGUCAUCAUGUUUCACUACUUGCAGUGGGUGAAUAGACCCUCAUGUUAACCAAUGUCGACUAGCCAACAGCUGCCUGUUAUUCGCAUGAAAUUAUGAAAACCAUUCUUCGUUCAAUUUCUCACUUAUAGGUGCUCCCUCCUAGACCAUCUAUUCUACCUUAUAAUCCGGACACCUGUGAAAAGCCUUCUGGGGGACACAAACGAAAGCCGCGACCAGUCCUAAGCAAGUGCCCAAAUAAAUUAACAACCGGCAACUAACUAACACCCAAAUUUAAUCACCUCGAACGCCAGGCCGAUGCCAAAGUCCUUCAAGUUCUACGAAAGGCGAAGUAUUCGUGACCCCAGAAAGUUACAAACUUAAGUUCCCAUAUUGUAUAUCUCGUUCUUUUUUGUACCCUUUCCUAUUAUUUUACCCUGGAACUCAGAUUUUAUAUAACUAAAUACGAACACAUAACUUGGCCUCUAGCGACUAAGCAGACAUCCCAAACAAAUCUGGUUAAAGUGCAGUCGAAAUGGAUAGAUAGAUAGAUAAUUUUUAUUAAAGACCCGUCGGGGUCCCAUCAAAGCAAGUUAAAAUAAAUUUACAUGCGAGUUUAAGACGAGGUAGGCCGAAUCUUUACAAAAUGCAAUUCCUAGUUUCUAAAUUAGAAGUCCAUUGAGAAACAUGAUGAUUGAGGGGUGAAGAAAACUCCUUACGAAAAGUUAAAAAUGAUUGGAUUACUAUUACAGGAGAAAAAAAAACCCUCUUUAAAAAUAAUAACAGAAAAAAGCGAGCAGGACUGGCCUGUAGGUGGCGGUAUAUAACGGAAUGUUGUCGGUCAUCGUCAGGGUAGCAAUAAAUGUCCGCCUUGAUGGGUACGAAUGUGGGUCAGACAGGACUGGCUUGCAAAUGGCAUUGUAUACGGGAUUCACAAUUGAGAUCGUCUGGGCCUGAUUGGUACGCCGCGUCAAAGAGGCCAGACGAGAGGAACCGAGAUGCGAUCGGCCACAGCACGCUUCGAGCUCAGCCGAGCAGUGAGGAAGGGAGGUACGACCGAACUACUAGUAGACGGCGAAUACUGUGGGUUACGCCCUGAGCGUCGACAGACCGCAUGAGGUCGGAAUGCGGGAGAUGACAUCAAAAACCGCGAAAAUUGUCGCUAUGGGGGAGGAGUGAUAGCAGUGGAUUUAGAAACCAAUUCAAAACAGGGGUUUCUAAUGAUAUAAUUAAGAGUUACCACUAGAUCUACCACUAAAUCCCAGGAGGACCCUUCUCGAAGUCAAGAAUCUGAGUGUUAGGAAAUGAGACCGUUAACAGUGCCUUUAUGCUUUCCGGUGUAAGAUGGUUGCGUAAUUUCGACUUGAAUACCAGUAACUUAGGCGAUAAUCUAAUUUCAGGCGGAAGAUUAUUCCAAAGGAAGGCAUAUUUGGAAGCAAAGAAGAGGGAGCGCUUAGAUGUAGUACAAAGAGGCGGCGGAAUCACCAUGCAGGAGUUGCGCGUGGCAUAAGACCGAUCUCUCGGAGUGAAAGUGUCAAUGUGCGGAAGACUGGAGCUAGAGUUGAUGCGAAAAAGUAAGCAAAGGCCAGCUUCGAGUCUUCUAACCCACAAAAACUUCAUGCUCGCCAGCUGACAUCUCUGAGUAUAAGAAAUACUGGACGAAGCUUGAGUUCGGUUUAAAUUUUUUUCCUGGUUCAAAGCGCCCAAGUAGUUAUAUAAUAAACCUAUUCUAUUGUACAGGUGUGGGCCUAUCUUCCCCUUAACGAAAUUGAACUGAACUGAUGUUGAGAUUGGGAUAGGUGACUGACAGAGCUGAAAAGAGCAUGACUCCGCGUGUCCCACCUACAACCCAGCCCUCAUACACACACCCGAAUUUCCCACAUAAGGGAGUAGAAUUCUCGGAUCUCAUAUGCAGCGGAGGAGUUAUACUCAACAACUGAACACAAAGGAAGUAAUCGGGACUACAUAACCAACAUGACGGAAGUGUUGUCUUGGCGUUAAGAAGAGGGAAGACCAGAAGAAUCAACAAAUAAGAUCGAAACACAUGUUGUCUUGAUCUUUAGUGAGAGGGGGAGUGGAAGCAAAUAAUCGAACAACUGAAUUCCCAACACGCACAGGGCGUUUAGACUGCGUACUGAACCACGCUGAAAUACUGACAAACAAAAAUAUACUGGCCAAUAAGUUAGCAAAGUCCAACCAACUCUCAUUCAAAUGAGAACCUGAGGACAUAUCACCUGAAAGAUAUAAGGCUCCCCGCAGAAUCUUUACAGAAGGAUCUCGGGGUUUGGAUACAGAACAACCUGAAACCAACACUGAAGUGCCACAAGGCUACAAAAACGCCAUGGCAGUGCUGCAUGCAAUCAAGAGAGCUUUCGUUAACUUUGACCAAGACAUUUUUGGGAGAGUUUACGACACUUUGGUUCGGGCCCACUUAGAAUAUGGCAUACAAGCAUGGCGGCCGUGGCUAGUAAAGGACCAAGCAUGCCUCGAACGAAUACAACGCCGUGCAAUUAAGCUGGUAAACGGUCUAAAAAGUCAAUCCUACACAGACAGACUGAAUUGCCUUAAUUUAUUCCCUCUGUGUUACAGGCAGCAAAGAGGUGAUCUUAUCCUCGUCUACAAGAUAAUACAUGGCCUUGAGCAUGGACUUAAAUUUGAAGACAUGUUUCAGUGGCACCUUUCACCUUAUCAUCGUGGUCACUCGAUGAAGUUACGGACAACAAUGUCCAGGCUGAAUCUUCGUUCAGAAUUUUCCACGCAGAGGGUAGUGGAGAAAUGGAACGAUCUCCCUCAGUCAGUCGUGGAGGUUACGUCUCCGCAACCCUUCAAGAGACGCUUGGAUGAUUAUUUGCGCCCCCUGUUUUUCCUCGACAGUCUGAAUCUGAACUAAGACCCCACGUUCCCACAAAUAUUUCCUUUGAGACAAUGCUACUCAAAUGAAUCAAGUGCUGUUUUAAUAGCGAAUAUUUUUUGUUCGUGUACAGUUAUUUCUAAGGAGCUGACAUGUAAUCAACAGGGUUUUCAAAGGCUUUAACUAUUAUCCUUACCAAAUAAACUGAAAUAAACUGAAACUAUGCACAGAUGCAGCUACGCAAUCCGGUAGGAAGUAGUCGAACUGGGAUGAAGAUUGUUCCGCGAAAACCCUAGAAACUAAACGACAGAGAACGGGACUUUAUGAGACCAUAGGUAUUUGCGCUGACGGUCAUUCUUCGUAAGAAGCAGGAGAUUUCUUCAGACAGAUACUAAUAUGUAAUGACAUGGUUUUCUUAUGAAAAUGCUGAACCACAUAAAUUAUUUUAGACACUGGUGGCGGGGCGAUCGCCGAUCAUUUUUGCGGAACCCAUUCGUCCCUUUGUGCUUUAGGGCUCUCUCUCAUGCCGAACCGGCAGGCGCAGAGCUGCGUAUGAUAUAGGCUAAAUAGCAUUAUAGAUAAAGGCAAGGGAGAAUGGAAUGGCCAUUUCUGGAUCGUCAGCUGCUGUCAGUCAGUCAUACUCAACCCCGAAGUGUGAAGCAUCUGGGGCUCAUUUCCGCGAUCCCGCAACGCUUAUAACCACUGAAGCCAGUGGCUCGUUGUUCUGUCGGUUGCGAUCUGGAAUAUAUAGUGGUUCUGUAUGAGAGAGAGCCCUAAUGCACAACAGGACGAGUGGGUUCCACAGAAACGCUCGGCGAUCGCCCCGCUACCAGUGUCUAUAAUAAUUUAUAGAGUUCAGCCUUUUCAUAAGAAAAUCAUGUCAUUACACAUUAGUGUCUGACUGAAAAAAUCUACUGCUACUUACGCACAAUGACCAUCAGCAUAAACAUCUUUGGUCUCAUAAAUACUCCCAGUAGCCAACAGAACAAGGACAGCACUCACACUCCCUAAUCAGACUGGGGGUGCGGUGGUCGCAGUCAAUAGUGUCUACUUGACGGGUGUUCUCGAAACGUGACAAUAAUAAUGUACGAGUUCCAUUUUGAAGAAGAAACGGAUGGAUACCGAUAGAAGUCGUAAAUUAUGUACAGAAACGCAGCGACAUUCAAUCCUCAAGGCCCGACCGGAUCUGUAAAUGCGCUUAUCUACCUGCUAGUAUGUUGUGGGUGUUGCCGCAUAUGCCACGUGAGAGUCAGUCAGCGUAAUCUUGGUCAUUUUCUUAGGUGGUGGCCGAGUUUAUGGAUGCUUGUUAUGAGCUGUCAUACAGACUAAAUUUGCGCAUUCUACAAUAGCUCGAAGGCUGAGAUUACAUGACUCACAUUGCAACGGAGGGGCCAAAUGCGGAUGGGUUAUAGGCGUUUAAAACGCCACAAGUUGCUUGAAAGAUAUACAAACACUCCAAAAAUCGCGAAAUGGCCCGGGGCUCGUAGCUCGUGUGAAUCACCGCGUAUCCACUGUUUAUUGGAUAGUAUCGGCGCAACCCAAAUAAAUCACAAAAAUUGCUUGUUUUUCUCUUUCAGUGACAUCUUCUCGGUCAAUUAUCGACAUUAACCGCCACUUGUGGUUUUUUGGCUCCUUACCUUUUGGAUGCGGGUUACAUUACUACCCCUUUUUGAAAGCUGACUGGGUCCACCCCAAAGGGUGCUGCAGUCUUAAUAUUUACUCUGUCACAUUAACGGUUCAGGAGUAAUUUCCAAUCUACAUGUUUAUGCCUCUUUUAGCUGGCGAUGGCACCUCUAAAUGUGCACUGAAUAAAUUUACUUAGUUCAAGAAUUAUAGUCUGCAUCAUCCUCUCCACUGUUCACAAGUAUCUGUCAGUAAAUAUCUACCUUAUAUUAGACGAGAAAGUCCGUACCGUUCUUGAUUCCACGAAAUCAACGUGAAACGCUCACUUCAGAGCUUACAAUUGUAGGAAUCAUUUUACUGGCAUUGCUGGAGCCAAUUUGUGGCCGCAACAAAGACAGUACAGAGUUGUGUGAAAUUCGGUACUCUGGCGGGCUCAGGCGGCGGCCCACUCCGGAAGGCAAGCCGUAUCGAUCCGUGUGUCCCUGUGCAUGUAAGCGCACUUUACGCGACCAAACAUACGGUUAUCCUUCUCAGGAUCAUUCCCGUUGUUCGUAACGCCAGACGUCUACAGCCUACUCGACCCGAGAUGUCCGCGAUUCCGCCUGUGAGAUGAUGUGUACGUGCAUGUGUAUGCAAAAUGAGGCUGUUCGCGCCGGUCCGUGACCGCGGCGGCUCGGGAGCCACUGUAGCCGUCAGCUUGACUGAAAAACGUUAUUGGGGCAGAUCGACCUAAUCUCUAAGUAACACGAAUCGGACCUCCAGCAUCUUCCGUUGCGCACUUUUAUAUUUAAUUUCUUUUCUAAAUCGAUGCUUGCAGUAAUAGAACAAGCGCUUGCUCCAGGUGAAGAGGCCGUUCCCGGACAGCAUGGCUACCUGCUGGAUGUCCACGCAAUCUUACAUCUAGAUAAGGAAACAUACGAACAGGAAAAUCUAGCCACCGGUCCCCUUGAGCGUCUCCGAGUUGUAAAUUGAUUUCAUCAAACAUCGAACGUUGCCGUAAAUCCGUUACAUCCGUUUACGGAACCGUACUCGAAAGAGUCACGUGCUUUCAACGUAAUUCUUCACUGCCAUGAAACAUCUAUGUGAACACGUAUUAGUAAACUGGCGGAAACCCAAUUCGAACGACCUGAAAUAUUUCCUUUGGCGCGGCAGUUAUUAAGCAUAGUUUGAAUGUGCUGGACGAGGUGGUCCUUAGGCAUGUAGGCCUAGCCCUUUGGUUACCCACUCGCCAAGGAUCGCGUGGUUCGAUACUGCUUCCCCUCAUGACUUUUGAGCUUCAAAUCCAUCGGCUCGCUAAUCGUUCACAUCGGCUGAAACGUCAUAUGCUUAGUGUGCAUGCUUAUGUAAGGGGGGACUUAUGUCUGUUUUUACUUUUCAGGCAUUUGAGUCCUACCGCUGCUUAAAAAAUAACCUCAAAAUGUUUAUUGCCAUCAACGAAGAAAGAAAUGCAAAUGACUCCUGA
Spirometra erinaceieuropaei is the source of this 7153-nucleotide messenger RNA. The record is from the annotation of a GenBank genome assembly. NCBI's taxonomy places the organism in Eukaryota, Metazoa, Platyhelminthes, Cestoda, Diphyllobothriidea, Diphyllobothriidae.